Xiphophorus maculatus (southern platyfish) is the source of this 2046-nucleotide messenger RNA. RefSeq lists its product as uncharacterized. The coding region runs from base 99 to 851 and encodes 250 amino acids. Lineage: Eukaryota; Metazoa; Chordata; Actinopteri; Cyprinodontiformes; Poeciliidae. The transcript is spliced from 5 exons. Gene Ontology annotation, cellular component: membrane. The record is from RefSeq and is a predicted model, not a curated record.
ACAGCUGCUCACCUGGUCAAGCUGUUGGACUCACCUGUUCAGAUCAAGACAACAUCAGGUUGGUGGGAGAGGCCAGCCGAUGUGCCGGGAGACUGGAGAUGUUACAUCAAGAAGAGUGGAGACCAGUGGCUGUUUGGGAUGGUUACUGGACCCUGAACUCAGCUUCUGCAGUUUGUGCUGAACUGGACUGUGGUUCUGCUGUUUCAGCAAGAAAUUCAAAGGAAGCUUCACAGAGACCAGUUUGGAGGAUCCAGUCUGACUGUUUGCAAUCAGGAUCUGAAUUAAAGAAAUCUUUACCUUAUGAUGGAAACAGUGAUCGAAGCCAUCAGCUCAUCUGCUCAGGUCUGCUGGUUGAGCCGCUCGUCUUUCUCUCUUCCUCCACUGACGGGGUCUCCACAGGCAGAAAGCAGGGGUCUGAGCUCCUCAUUGGCUCACAUUUCAGCAUCAUCUGCUCCAUCAGACCUCAGUAUGAAGGCGGCUCCUUCCAGCUCAUCUUCAGCACCUCUAACUACACUCAGAACCAGACCCUGCCAGCUGUUAAUCACUCCGCCCUCUUCCUGUUCUCUGCUGCUGGCCACGCCCACCAAGGAACCUACCGCUGCGUUUACCACGUCUACGUUUUCUCCUACAACUUCUCCUCUAUCAGCCAGCCUCUCAACCUCACUGUCUCAGUUUCAGCCUCUCCCACUGCUUUGAUCAUCAGACUGGUUGUCGUCCUGCUGGGUUUGCUGGGAUCAGUCCUGCUCCUCUACUUUAAGGCCAGGAGAAACCAGAAGUCUGGACCAGAAAACAACCAUCAUGAUGAAGGAUCCAGAGCUGAAGGCAGCUUAGAGGAGGAGACUGCAGUCUGAAGGAACCAGGAGAAAAUUAUCUUCAUUUCACAUCCGCAGGAAGGAGCAGAGACAUGUUUCAGACUCCUGGAAAUCUAUCCGUCUAUGUAUCUAUGAUAAAAUGUCUCUGUGCUCCUGCAGCAGGAAGGAAGUUCAACAUUCAGAAAUUUGAAUCUUAAGUUAAACUUAUAUAAGAAGGGAACACAAAACAAAACAUUCAACAAACAAAAUAUAACAGAAAACCCACUUCAUCAAAAUCUGAUCUUCAUCAACCUUGCAAGGAUAGCAUAUGAUAGGAUAUUUGGGGUCAAAGGUCAGGUAGCCAAUUCCAUCAGGCCCUGAACCCAGCUUGUGUCCUUGUCUUAGUUGAAUUGUUUUGUGACAAAUAUAAUAUAGUUGAUCCUGGCUUGUAAUACUUUGUCCUGCCUGUAGGUGGUGUAUGUCAUCACUGCCAUGAUAACCCAUCCAAUACAUCCAGUUCCCACAAGUCUGAACCAGAUGUGAUCUGCGCCAUCUUAGUAGGGAAGUGCAUGCACAAUGCAUAGUGGACCCAUGGCUCCGAGACCAACACAAAGAAAACAUGCCGACCCUCUUGACCAAUGUGUGAGAGAGAGAUACAUGAACAAAAUGGCUGCCGUCGAGAUCGGUCCUUAUGAGACGGAGAAGGAAAAUUUAUCAGACGAUGUGAACAAACUGCCUCUGAUCUCCUACUACGAUAAAGUUAACUACGUAGUCAACACGAAGAGUGAUACGCCGUAAACGAGCUUCACUGCCUGAAAUUCAUGGAAGCAUAUAAUUAGUAUUUCAACAGCUUUUUAAAGGAGAGAAAAUCUCUCUGUGUGAAUAAUGAGGUUCUGGUGACUGGCAGACCAAGUACAUGUAGCAACAAACAUGGAGGCUACAUGUCUGCUUAGCUUGCAGAUGGGAUGGAACAUUUUAUAGUUACUAUAAUUAUGAGUGAAUUAAUGCAUAACAGUAAAGCAUGUGAUCAUGGGAAAGUCUUCUGAAGCUGUUUCUCUGAACUCUGUAUUAUUAUAAAGUUGUAAAAUAUUUUCUUUGCAUUCUUAUGACAUGAUUAAAUGUUUAAUCUGCUUUAUGAAAGAAUAUGCAUAUGUUUGCAGUCAGUAUUGUAGCUAAGUAGAUUGUUAAUCUGUGUGAAUAGAAUGAAACCUUUCCUAUAAAACAAUAUGCUGUGUUUUGUUUCUCCAAAUGCUGU